Molecule: messenger RNA, 4783 nt
Organism: Betta splendens (Siamese fighting fish)
Lineage: Eukaryota; Metazoa; Chordata; Actinopteri; Anabantiformes; Osphronemidae
Product: protein mono-ADP-ribosyltransferase PARP14-like
Exons: 13
Coding region: 422-4138 (1238 amino acids)
Biological process (GO): negative regulation of gene expression
Cellular component (GO): nucleus; cytoplasm
Molecular function (GO): NAD+ poly-ADP-ribosyltransferase activity; transcription corepressor activity
Source: RefSeq, a predicted model, not a curated record
GCUCAUUUGUUUUUGUCACUGGAAUAAUCACUGGAACUGUUUUCACUUUCGUUUUGGGAUCUAAGUGUAUUUAAAACACUUGGACACUGUUAAUUUUGGAACUACUGUAACCGUUUUGGAUUUAGCUAAUUUUGCAACUGGAUGUUUUUGCCUUCAUCAUUUUUAAAUAAGAAGAUUUUACACCUAAUAGAUUGUGGGAUAGGUGCUUGAAACACAAGUUGAAUCAAGUUAAAUGACAAAGCUGUGAUCAGAAAUCUAAGAACUAGUGAGUAACUCGGUGCACAUGGACAGGAGCUGCUCCAUUAAAAAACUAAAUAAAACAUUAAUAUUGGGGUAAAAUGAAGGAAUAAAAUGGAGGAAACCAAAGAUUUCACAGACAAAAACACAAAAAUUAGAAAGCAUUUUCAAAACAAACGAGAAUAUGGGAAAGUCAUCUGCGGAAAUAUUGAAAACACUAGAGGCAACCUCUACAAAAAAAAGAAAAAAGAAGGUAAGACAUGACUUUGACAUUCUCUAUAAGUUAAAAAAAUGUUUUAUACAAUUAGAAAUUAACUUAUUUGAAACUUUGAACUUGUUAAUAGACCAGGAGAAGGUUUUGCAGAAAAAAGAACAUGAUGUAACGCUUUCAAGUGAAAAGCGGUGUGUGUCUGUGAUCGCAAACAGUCUUCCACAGACCUCUAAUCAGUUACCACAGGUCAGAGUCCUGAUGCAGGACCCCUCCUUUGCCGCUAAAGAGAUCAGAGUGUAUAGAGAGAAUACUAUGCCAAUCGGGAAAGACAUCACAGUUGUGGAGAAGUUCAAACUGGUGGAAGAAGUGUUUACUCGAGAAAGCCAUUCAAAUUACCCUGAAGUUAAAAUCUGUAUAAGUAACAAUAAGAUAAUUUUGGAAGGACCUGACCAGGAAGUAUUUUCAGGAGCUAAAAGACUGGAUGAAUUGAUGAACAAAGUCAUACAAAAAACUGUUAAACUUCCCAAAGAGUUAAUAACCUUCAUACAUUUUAGUGAUGCCAUCUCCAAGUACAAGGUUGGCCUCCAACAAAGCUUUAGAAAUCCUGUUUCCCUAGAGGUUGGAUCAGAUCUGGUUUUGUCCAGUCUGUCCUCAGAAGCUCUGGAUGAAGCCGAAGCUGCAAUACUAAGAGACCUGACAGUGGACACUGUGCAGCUUCAGGGAGCUGCAGCUGUUCCUUCAGAUGUGGACAGAGUUAAAGAAAUCCUCACCAAAGCCAAGAAUGAAGAAAAUCAACAAGGUUUAAAAGUGGAGACCAGUUUCAUCCCAGGAACAAGUGGAACAUCUGAGACAAACGUCCAACUUAUAGGAUACAGUGAAAAUGUGAAGAAACUGAAAGAGAUUCUACAUGACUACCAAAUGAACCAUGCUUUAACUCAAGAAAUUUUGGAUAUAUCUCCAGAUCUGGUCGACUGUUUUGAUAAAGUCUUAGAUCUAGUUGGUAUAAAACCAACAGAGAUGAUAUUCAAAGCCUCAAACACUCCACAUCCUCAUGUGCUUGUGUCUGGUCCUUGUUGUCGGGUACAGGAGGUGCAGCAAAAACUCAGAGCAGCCACUUUGAUAUCAGAUACACUGGUUUUGUAUGGACCAGGGGCUCAGAGGUUCUUCCAGGCAGAAGGUAGAACAAACAUGGAGCUGGUGGAGACUGCCUGUAAGGUCAUUAUCAAGGAAGGAAAAUGUGUGGUCUCCCCAUAUGUGACAACAGAACCACGAAGCAUCAGCAGCUCCAGGACCAUCAGCUUUAGAAGUUUACAAAUGCCCAGAACAAAGGUGGAGAUCAAGCUCGGCAGUUUAGAAGAUCAGAAGGUGAAUGCAGUGGUGGUCCCUAUGCUCAACAGAAAGCUGACAUCUACUGGAAUUGGCAAAUGUCUUUCAAAAAAAGCACCUUAUAUUAGGCGAAAGUUUGUCCUGGCGGCAGCAAAGUGCACCAUCCAGCCUGGAGAUGUCAUGCAGGUUGAUGCUCCUCCAUCUCUGGGCUGCUCCAAGAUCUUCUUCAUUGAGUGUCUGCCGUGGGACGGAGUCAGAGGACAGAGUGUACAGGUUCUUGGUAAUGCAUUGAAGAGGUGUCUGGACCUCUGUGUGCAGCAGGGCUGCAGUUCAGUUGCCUUUCCUGUCAUUGGACCUGGACUGGUUCUAAAGUACCCACUGAGAGAAGCAGUUGAGGUCCUGACUGAUACCAUUCAACAGUUUGAAUUGUCUGCAUCUUCUGGGUCUCUGUCCACCAUCCAUGUUGUCAUUAAACCUGGCUAUGCUAAUGCAAAAGAGUGCUACCACGAUAUCUAUAGACUCCUCAGUUUGAACAUGACCCAAGGAGGCCAAGUAAUUUUCAGGUCAAUCAAUACUGACCUUGAUGAGAUCUCCAUGACUGUGGAAGGCGGCGUUAAGCUAACGCUGGUGUUUGGUGACAUCACUAAUGAGACCACAGACGGCAUAGUAAACACAACUGACUUUGUGAAUUUUAAUGGCGAUGGUGUCUCCAAACAUAUCUUAACUGUAGCUGGUCCAGAGAUUGAGGCUCAACUGAAAGGAGCAAAAGUGAAUCAGGGAGAAGUUUUUAUUACAAACCCCGGCUCGUUCCCUUGUAAAGCUAUUUUACAUGUGUGUGGAAAACGAGAUGCAGGUGUCAUUGAACAACUGGCCAGUAAAAUAAUUCAACAUUGCGAAACCUUUGAAUUAAAAUCUGUGGCCAUUCCUGCCAUCUGUGCUGGUGCUGGUAAAAUGGACCCUGUUGUUGUGGCAGGAGCCAUCCUGCAAGGGAUCAAAACCAUCACCUCAUCUACUCCCCUGUUCUGUCUGACUGACAUCCGCCUUGUGCUUUUUAAGAUCAAUGUCUUCUUUGCCUUUAAAGAGAAAGCAAUGCAAGUGUUCCCUACUGGUGUUAUCAACGAAGUCUCUGCAUCUCAGAUGCUUCAUGUACAGCAGCAACAGCAACAACAACAACCCCUGUUUGCCAACACAGACCUCAACAUCCUCUGCACCAACUCAAGAAACGAACAUUCUGUCUUUUGGUUCCUGGGUCUCACCACACAGACUGUAGACACUGCUAUGACAAAGCUGAAAGAGCUCUAUCGGGCUCAUUGCUCCACAAAAACCUUCACCCAGGAGCAACUGAAGGACCUCAGCCAAGACAAUAUAAAUGAUCUAGAGCAGCUGGUAGAAACCCAGGGCCUGUACAUGCAGAGAGACCAGUCUGGACAAGGCAGCCUGACAGUGUGUGGGUUAAAAGAUGGGGUCAGCCAGGUGAUGCAGAUGGUAAAUGGGUUUCAGCAGGGAUCCCUUGUAAGAGAAAUGAGAGUCAGAGAUGAGGAUGAGUUGUACCUUCGUGUUGCUUGGUGCAUCCUAGGAUGUAAUGGAAACUGGGAGAGACUCCCCAAAACAGCCAAUUAUGACCUGGAAAACAAUGAUGCAUCAGGUGAGAUGGUGGACGCACGAGGCAACUCAUGGAGUGUGAAUCUGCAGGCAAUGGAGGCCACAAGACGACAAACUGGACAAAAGACAAAGCUAAAACGACUUGAGAAUCGUCCAGACUUCACUCUGCCUCUGUAUUGGGACAACAUGACGACUACUGAGACCAUGAAGGUGGUUGUUCUACAUCCUUCCUCUGCAGAGUACCGGGCAGUGAAGGAGGCCUUUAAACGAACUGACACCAAGACUGUAAUAAAGAUUGAGCGUGUGCAGAACAUCCACCUGUGCCGUGCCUAUGAAGCACGUAAGAAGCAAAUGUCUGAUACGAACAAACUGGAGGGUGGAACCAGAGAAAGGUUUCUGUAUCACGGCACAAGUCAGGACAACUGCAGCUCUAUCAUAAAAACCGGCUUCAACAGGAGCUUUGCUGGACAAAAUGCAACUUUAUAUGGUCAUGGAACUUACUUUGCUGUAGACGCCAGCUACUCAGCCAAUACCAAAUACUCUAAACCAGCUGCUGAUGGUUCUCAGUUAAUGUUUGUAGCUCGAGUCCUGACUGGAACUUACACUCUUGGCCACAGUGACACAAAGGUUCCUCCUCCACGUAAUGUGGAGCAGCCAGACAACUUCUACGACAGUUUGGUUGAUAACAUAAGCAACCCAAGCAUGUAUGUUGUGUUCCAUGAUAGCCAAGCGUACCCAGACUACCUCAUUACCUUCAAAUAAGCAUACCCUGAAAAAUGUUAAAAUAAAAUAGUACUGUAUAUACUGUGCAAGUUUAGACAAAGAUAAUAAUAUAUGGUUCCACAUGUUUACAGUAAUUGACAUGUUUCAAUAUGAAGAGUAGGUCACUUACACAAAUUUAAAGAGAGUUCUUUACAUCAAGAAAUGUCUCAAAGCUGAUAUGAAGUCUGCAAUAUAUACAGUUUGAGAUAUGAUCAAGCAGUAAAAUCAUGUUUUUGUUAGUCUUUUGAGAAUUUGGCCUUCUGUUUCUACCACUAUCUGACAUUCAUGUACACUAAAGAGGCACCAUAGUGUCACCACUUUAUGCUGUUCUUUAAUUACCACUUUGGUGACUUGCUGGAGAAGCCUGUACAGGUCUCAUGAAUGAGUAAUUUAAAUGUACAGUACAGAAAAAAAUAAACGUUGGCAAAACUAAAGGGCAAACCUUAAACUGUGAUAUUCAAAACAGAAAUAUGUUUCAAUAAGUUAAUAGUUUUAAUUAAAAAAUGACAAAUCUUGAAAUAAGUCAAAUUUAGACAAUUUAUAAAAAUACUUUGUUUCAUAAGCAGUGUUUUAUAAUGAAAGUGAAUGUUUUGAAGCUUUAUUAAUAAUAAAAGCAUGGAUUAAAAGUCUUGCCAUGAAACAAAA